UGUGAAAUGGCUAGCUAGUUAGCGGGUACGCGCUAGUAGCGUUUCAAUCAGUUACGUCACUUGCUCUGAAACCUAGAUGUAGUGUUGCCCCUUGCUCUGCAGAGGCCGCGGCUUUUGUUUAGCGAUGGGUAACGACGCUUCGUGGGUGUCAGUUGUUGAUGUGUGCAGAGGGUCCCUGGUUCGCGCCCGUGUCGGGGCGAGGGGACGACGUAAAGUUAUACUGUUGCACCAAUUCAGAGCAUUGUCAGGUUGUCUUUUCAAAUUCAGAGCGUUCAGGGUAGGGUUGGUCCGAGCGUUCUGACCUCACAAAGGCAGUCAAGUAACCAAGCUAACAGGUUAAGACAUGUCGUGGCUGCCUAUGCUUGGUUUGACUGCCCUGCCUCAUCUAGGGGGGCUCUAUGGAGGCUACGUGACACGCAAGCAGGUGAAAACCUGGUACACCACUCUCAACAAGCCAUCAUGGCGUCCACCUAAUGCUGCGUUCCCAAUAGUGUGGACCACCCUCUACACAGGCAUGGGGUAUGGCUCCUACCUGGUGUGGAAGGAGUGUGGGGGUUUUACUGAGGAUGCUGUGGUACCUUUGGGAUUCUAUGGGUUGCAGUUGGCUCUCAACUGGGCCUGGACUCCCAUCUUCUUUGGAGCACACAAGUUGAAAAUGGCACUCAUAGAGAUAGUGAUGUUGACUGGUGCUGUUGGAGCCACCAUGGUAUCCUGGUACCCCGUCAAUCGCACAGCCAGCCUGCUCCUGACACCCUACCUUGCAUGGCUGUGCCUGGCCACCUCCCUUAACUACAGCAUAUGGAGAGAUAACCCGGAUGAGGAUGAAAAGGAGGAGUAGAAACACAGUAUUCUCUGUACUUGAUUCCAGCUCCAUUGGCCAAACAAUUAAACUAUUUGUAUAAUGAUGUGCUACUGCAUUUUUGUCUUUUUUUUUUUUACAUUAAAAAGGUUUCUCCCAUAACCUAAUCGCCAAUGAAGAAAUUGGGGCUUGGCUUUUGCAAGAUUUAAGAAAUCAUAUUUUUCAAUGCCCUUUAAUUUAUUCCAAUAUUUCUGUUGAAGAAGCUUACCAUGGCUUUGCAUUAUACCGAUAUUUCCUUGUCUUAUUACAAGGAAAGUACAUGCCAGGAAAGCCUUAAGUAUAUCAGACUUUAUUGACAUUUGCCUAUUAUGUUGUUCAUAUUAAAAAACGUCAAACUUUA
Salvelinus fontinalis (brook trout) is the source of this 1199-nucleotide messenger RNA. RefSeq names its product translocator protein (gene tspo). Gene Ontology annotation, cellular component: mitochondrial outer membrane. The transcript is spliced from 4 exons. Bases 344 to 838 code for a protein of 164 amino acids. The record is from RefSeq and is a predicted model, not a curated record. NCBI's taxonomy places the organism in Eukaryota, Metazoa, Chordata, Actinopteri, Salmoniformes, Salmonidae.